CAUUAAUAAAAUGACCGCAUCAUAACAGAGUACGUUAUAUACGAAUGAGACACCAAUAAUAACAAACAUAUUGAUUAUGUCAUCAAAAAAAGGUUACUCCCAGUCGGGGGGCUAUAGACGAGACGGCGGCGGCGGCGGAGGCAGUGGUGGCCCUAAUAAAUGUUUUAAUUGCAACAAAACGGGUCAUAUGAGCCGCGAGUGUCCCGAACCGGACAGACGCCGCACCGGUGGAGGUGGCGGUACUGGUGGUGACCGGCGGCCAAUUACCUGUUUUAAAUGCGGUGAAUCGGGUCACAUGGCUAACAACUGUCAACAACGAUCCAGUGGUGGUCGUGACGGUGACCGCGGCGCCGGGCGUAGUGCUGGUGGCGGUGAUUAUCGUAGACCCGAGUCGUCCACUAGUGGUCGGCCAUCACAACCCGCGCAACAACAGCAACGACCAGCUCAACGUAGAGAAACCCCGUAUAUUCCCGAUGAGAGGCCGAGCAGAGCGAGCGCACAGUUUGUCCGCCGCCCCGACACCGGCACUAAAGGCAUGCGAAUUGAAUUAAUCGCAAACCAUUUCCGGCUAUUGAUUAAAGACAUAGUCGUGAACCACUAUCACGUGGAGUUUGAAUGCGGCGCCCGAACCCUGGGUCAGGCGGUCGCGUCCGGUGGCGGCGAUGCCGGAGCCGAUCGCGAGUCCAAAAAUAAAGUUCGUAAAUUGCGGCAAAAGGAGAAUCGGCAGGUGUUUCGCGAGUUCAUGUCUAAUCAGCCGCAGCUCUUCCGCGACCCGCAAACUGGCGACCAAUUGUUGCCCGUAUUUGACGGCAAUUCUAAUUUCUACACUAAAGGCCGUCUGUCUCAGGACGAGAACACGUGUACUAUUCAAGUGGCGAUCGACGGCUCCAAUCCGGUCAACGUUAAAGUGACCAUAAAAUACACGCAACCCAUAGAUUUGAGCUCAAUUAACCUUUACUAUGACGGCCAGUCCGAUACAGUGCCCCGCGAAACACCU
Messenger RNA from Medioppia subpectinata, 997 nucleotides. The record is from the annotation of a GenBank genome assembly. NCBI's taxonomy places the organism in Eukaryota, Metazoa, Arthropoda, Arachnida, Sarcoptiformes, Oppiidae.